CCUCUCCACUAUUUCUGUUCAGACCAUCAAUUUCGUGUCGUUCUCCGUCUCCUUUUCUUUUAUUCAUACUAAGAACCCAUUUUGCAUACCGCAAUGUCCGUCAAGCCCGUCGAUCCUUGGAACACCUGCCUCAACACCACCCUCGAACAAGAGGACAAGGAAAUCUUUGACAUUGUUGAAAACGAAAAGUUGAGACAAUGGUCUGGUUUGGAACUCAUUGCUUCUGAGAACUUCACCUCGCAAGCCGUCAUUGAAGCCAACGGUACUGCUCUUACAAACAAGUACUCUGAAGGUCUUCCCGGUGCCCGUUACUAUGGUGGUAACGAGUUCAUUGAUGAGCUCGAAGUUCUCUGCCGCAAGCGUGCCUUGGCCGCCUUCGGCUUGAACCCUGAGCAAUGGGGUGUCAACGUGCAGCCCUACUCCGGCUCCACUGCCAACUUUGCUGCCUUGACUGCCUUGAUCCAGCCCCAGGACCGCUUGAUGGGUUUGGACUUGCCCUCCGGUGGCCAUUUGACCCACGGUUACCAGACUAACAAGAAGAAGAUCUCCUCCUCGUCCAUCUACUUCCAGUCGAUGCCCUACCAGGUCGACCCCACCACUGGCUACAUUGACUACAAGCGUCUUGAGGAAAAUGCUGCUCUCUUCCGCCCCAAGCUCCUCAUCUGCGGUGCUUCUGCCUACCCCCGUGAGUUCGAAUACGACACUAUGCGCCGUAUUGCUGAUCAGCACGGUGCUUACUUGAUGUGCGACAUGGCCCACAUUUCCGGUUUGAUCGCUGGUAAGCAGGCCAUCUCUCCCUUCGACUUCUGUGAUGUUGUCACCACCACCACCCACAAGACUCUCCGUGGUCCCCGUGCUGGUUUGAUCUUCUUCCGUCGCGAUAAGGGUGAUGAUCUCGAGAACCGCGUCAACCAGGCCGUCUUCCCUUCGUGCCAAGGUGGUCCCCACAACAACACCAUUGCUGCUGUUGCCGUUGCUCUCAAGCAGGCCGGUUCGCCCGAGUUCCAGCAGUACGCCAAGCAGGUCAUUGCCAACGCCAACAAGCUCGCUGAAGUCUUGGUCGGCCACGGUUACAAGCUUGCCAGCGGUGGUACCUCCAACCACUUGGUCCUCUGGGAUCUCAAGCCCCAAAAGUUGACUGGUUCCAAGGUCGAGCGUAUCUGCGACAUGGUCCACAUCACCAUCAACAAGAACUCCAUUGCUGGUGACAAGUCCGCUGUUACCCCCGGUGGUGUCCGCUUGGGUGCUAACGCUCUCACUUCGCGUUCCAUGAAGGAGGAAGACAUGGUCAAGGUUGGUGACUACUUGCACCGCACCGUCCAGAUUGCCCUCAAGGUCCAGGAACAGGCCGGCUCCAAGUUGAUGAAGGACUUUGUUGCCGCCUGUGACGGUAACGAGGAAAUUGCCCAACUCAAGAAGGAGGUUGUUGAGUUUGCUCGCGGCUACCCCAUGCCCGGUUUCGACGCCACCGCCAUCAAGGCCACCGUAACCAUCUAAAAAAAGCUGAAAGAACAAGACACACUAUGAAAACCCAUUUAUCCAUCCCCUGAAAAUAUUAAAUCUGUACCCGCUGUCUAUUUUUUUCUUUCAUUCCGUCCAUUCCACUUACUUUCCCCUUUCCAUUGCAUUUCCUUUUAUUAGCCAAGUUCAACACGGCAUCUCGCUGCUACAUCUGCUUCAUUGUAUAAAGUUUUUCAACAUAAUUUUUGUAUAAAAUUUAUAAACCUGCUUUUUAUUCCUUUUUCCGUACCAAAUAUAAAACAAAUUCAAAAGAAAGAUGAUUCCAUAAUUAUUGGGGCCGUGCUACCUAGACAU
Zychaea mexicana is the source of this 1815-nucleotide messenger RNA. RefSeq names its product serine hydroxymethyltransferase. Gene Ontology annotation, cellular component: cytoplasm. Gene Ontology annotation, biological process: L-serine catabolic process; folic acid metabolic process; tetrahydrofolate interconversion. The transcript has 2 exons. The record is from RefSeq and is a predicted model, not a curated record. Lineage: Eukaryota; Fungi; Mucoromycota; Mucoromycetes; Mucorales; Lichtheimiaceae. Gene Ontology annotation, molecular function: zinc ion binding; pyridoxal phosphate binding; cobalt ion binding. The coding region runs from base 94 to 1497 and encodes 467 amino acids.